AUGUUUCAUUUUACUUUAUCAGUUAUUGUUAUAAAAUAUUUAGUAACUUCCUAUGUUCUUAGUGAUUUAAAAGUGCGAACCCAAUUGGUUAUUCUUUCUUUAUCUAUAGUAUGGUUAUUCUUCUCAAUGGGGAACCCUCUGAGAGCUAGCACAGCUUGGUUUUAUAAAAUUGCUAUAUUUGACAGGGAUAUAAAAGUUCUAGCUGAAAGCACUCUCAAAAUUUAUUUAAAAGUUAGAGAAAAAAUUAACUGCUGGGCGGGUAGCUUUUUUUAUGUAAAAGUGACAAUUUUUGAUCUCAGAUAA
Messenger RNA from Phycomyces blakesleeanus NRRL 1555(-), 303 nucleotides. RefSeq lists its product as hypothetical. The transcript has 4 exons. The record is from RefSeq and is a predicted model, not a curated record. NCBI's taxonomy places the organism in Eukaryota, Fungi, Mucoromycota, Mucoromycetes, Mucorales, Phycomycetaceae. The coding region runs from base 1 to 303 and encodes 100 amino acids.